AUGUGUUGGGCCUCCUCGCUGCAAGCCCACUCGACGAGUCCUACACGAGACCUCGAGGACCCUGCUACACCAGCUGAGACCAUCCUCGACGUAGACGUAUGCUUGCAAGAAGACAGUGGCCUUCAGCUCUCGGAGCUCGAAAGCUUGCCUGAGGUUUCUGGGCAGAAUGCGACGAUGGGCCUCCGGACACUGCUCGACCUGCUCGCGAACCGAACCCGGUUGCUGGUGGGGCGGCUGGGUCUGCUUCUCCUCGGUGUGGCCGCGAGUUUGUUGCUGACCGUGGUGGAAGUCCUCCGAGCGUUGAUGAAGGAGCUAGAACAAGAGUCCUGCACCAACUUCCCGACAGGGUGCGUCUACGACUGGUUGGAUGUGGGUCUCGUGCUCAUUGCCAAGUUCGCAGCCUUCGUCAUGUACGGGGCGAUGUGGGUGCUGUUUCUGGGCAAGAGUCGCAACCUCAAUGUCUGGCUGCUCAACAAGUUUCCCAAGGCACACUACACCUGGACGCUCUAUGUCAACGACGUGAAUCAGGCGCUUCACAACCAUGGCAGCGCGGGGAUGCUUGUGCUGGUAGCUUCCAUGGCGCAUGUCCUCGCGCAUGCAGCUCGUUGGAGUUACCAAUCGAUCUUGUCUUCUGCUGUCCGAUCCUCCCUCUGGAGUUGUUUGAUGAGGGAUCGCGUGACAUAUACAGGCCUCAUUGCGCUCGUCGCGCUGCUCGGGGCUGUUGCCGUCAUGGCUUUUCCUCCGCUACUCCGAACUCGAGCAGAGCAAGACCCCGGCGGGUCCUCAAACUCAAAGAUUUCCUUCACCAUGACUUACGACACUCGCAGUCGCUGGCACAACGUCUUCUGGAUGAUGUUUGUCAUCGUCUUGAUGUUUCACAUCCCCGAAAUACUUGGCGUGUGCAUGGUGGCCGCCCCUUUGUCGAUCUACCUGCUCGACGUGUGGAUCGGGUCCCGUAGCCUCUGCAACAACUCGCACAUCCUUGCAGCAUCUUGCAGGCAAGAGCCUCAGGAUCUCAGGUCGAUGCCAGCGGAAGCCUACUGGAGGUGGUACUGGAACGAGCGAGCAUCGCAGCAAGAACAGAGACUGGCACAAGAAAGCUGGAGCAAUGUCACCGUCUAUCACAACGUGAAGCAGCAGCCGACUUUUGUCUCUCUCAGAGUUCCGAUGGCCUCGCAAGGGUGGAAGGAAGUGAUGGGAUAUAUGUAUAUCCGACUCGUUGACGACCGCUGUGACCGAAGAUGGCACGUCUUCAGCGCCAUGGAAGAUCCCGACAAUGAAAGCUGCGCUAUGUUGUGGGUAGAUGUGUCAGACGACAAGCGCGACUGGUGUUGGGCAUUGCAGAAGCAAGUACUAUCUCUUAGCUACACCGCCAGCAAGCUCGAGUUUCAGAUCCAGGGUCCGUACGUCAGCCCCGUGCAGACUUUUCGCUAUGCCUUGAAGCGUGCUGCAGUCAAGUUGCAGGGACUCAAGGUAUCGGAGAUCUUGACUCGCGAAAGUUUCCUCGCAUUCGCACAGGGGAUCGGAAUCACUCCUUGUCUCCGAUUCCUGCAGGAGUUUGAUGCAAGCUUCCCCGAAGUCGAUGUAGUUUGGCUUGUCCGGAUGGCGCAGCUUCCUCUUGCCCAGCAGGCUCUUCAGGUCAUCCACAAGGCGGUUGGUGCUGCAGAGCAUGAUCUAGCCGCUGCACAGCUACGACAGGUACUACGGAUUCAUGUUUUCGUGACCGGCACCGCAAAUUCGCAGACGUCUCACUGUGUCUUAGCUGGGCUGAGCACAUCAGAAUACGUGCGAGUCUACGCCUACAACAGGGAGGAGAACCUGAUCACAGAGGUCAGUGAGCCUCCCUCCUCAGGUGAGAAGCAUCAUUUUGCGCCUUUUCAGUCGCCGCAGAAACUUCACACGGCGACUCGUCCCUCCUUGCCCGAUAUUGGAUGUCAAACACUGCCACAGUCAACGCGGGCACUAUGUACUCUUGGAAAGUUCAACUUCGUGCAAGAAGCGCUUGAUCUUGCUGCACGAGCGCGCGACCGUCGGACCAGAGCAUAUGCGAUGACUUUCUAUUGUGGAGGGAACCGAGGCGUGGCUCGCGAUUUGAGCAAGCAUAGUCGGGUGCGUGGACGGCUCAUCUCGGAAUUAUUCUCUUGGUGA
This is a messenger RNA of Guillardia theta CCMP2712, 2148 nucleotides long. RefSeq lists its product as hypothetical. Gene Ontology annotation, cellular component: plasma membrane. The record is from RefSeq and is a predicted model, not a curated record. The transcript has a single exon. Bases 1 to 2148 code for a protein of 715 amino acids. NCBI's taxonomy places the organism in Eukaryota, Cryptophyceae, Pyrenomonadales, Geminigeraceae.